AUGGCGUUCUAUCAUUUGCGCAAAAUGCAAGCUGAACAAUCUUUAUGUAUUGCUCCUGAUAUUGAAGUCAUUCCAUAUCCUAUUUCUCAUGGCCCCACGCGCCUUGCCGCGGGUGUCUCGCAGUUCGACGAACAAAUUUUGCAGGCGCCGCGAGUAGAGGAUUGUCAUUGCCAUAUGAAUGGAGACUUUAGCCGGACAGUUUCCACGGCUUUUCACUUUAAGAAUCGACGUCUGGAUCGGGAUGUGCUGUUCUUAGGUGACGUGGAACCGGACCAGAUCGCUGGGUCGAACAACAAUUUGACUCUCUGGGAGGCAGUUGCUAAACGCGCUGCCGAAGGAAAGUUAAAAGCUGUGUUUAUCGAAUGCAGUUUUGCAUCUGAACAGCCUAGCCACUUGUUGUUCGGCCAUCUAACGCCAAUUUACUUGUACAAGGAACUAGAAGCGCUAGCACGUUGUGUGUGUGCAGCCCGCAAGCAGGAUGAAUCUUCCUUGGAAAACAGCUUGCGUGGGCUUAAGUGCAUUGUAAUCCAUGUCAAAGGCAUGGUACUCUCUGCUGAUCCGUCUUACUCGUGUUGUAACCCUAUUCCCAAAACGACGUCGGCAACGUCACUUCCCCUACCCAUUCCCAUUUUACAACUCAUCGAAAAAGAACUCCACGCGCUGGAAAGCAAAGGGCGUCUUGGUGUCGAAUUCGUGAUGGCUAAUCGUGGACAGCGUAUUGGUACGUGGAUGUCGACCGUUCUGUGA
Molecule: messenger RNA, 747 nt
Organism: Malassezia globosa CBS 7966
Lineage: Eukaryota; Fungi; Basidiomycota; Malasseziomycetes; Malasseziales; Malasseziaceae
Exons: 1
Coding region: 1-747 (248 amino acids)
Biological process (GO): cAMP catabolic process; negative regulation of glucose mediated signaling pathway
Molecular function (GO): 3',5'-cyclic-AMP phosphodiesterase activity; 3',5'-cyclic-GMP phosphodiesterase activity
Source: RefSeq, a predicted model, not a curated record